Nomia melanderi (Alkali bee) is the source of this 2523-nucleotide messenger RNA. RefSeq lists its product as uncharacterized. The record is from RefSeq and is a predicted model, not a curated record. Lineage: Eukaryota; Metazoa; Arthropoda; Insecta; Hymenoptera; Halictidae. Gene Ontology annotation, cellular component: membrane.
GUGGACCUAAUCUCGCUCGCGAACGAGAUCUGGGCGUGUCGCGCGGCCGGUUAGGCUCGAUUUUCGCGGGACGUCGAUCCUUCAAGGCCAUGUGAACAUCCUCGAGGAGUCGCCGCGCGGGACCGUUAGUGCAUUGAGAUUGAACCCGGUUUUGUUCGAACCAUGAACUGUGAAAGGGGCGACGCAUCUUGUGCCCGGGGACGUCGGGGAUCGAUCCUGACGCGUGCCGGCCUCGUUCUGUUGACGGUCCUCUAUUUCUCGCGCAACAACCUUGCCCUCGCGCUACGCAACUCGUCGAGCACGUUCGUCGAGCGCUGUCGCGCCGACUGCAGCCUGCAGAAGGAUUUCGCGAGCUGCGGGAAAUACAGAGUUGUCAGGUGGCUCCACGAUGUCAGAGAGAAGGAGUUCAGCUACGGUUCGUUCCGCGUAAUAAGGAUACCGUCUAUGCCGAGCCAAACGAUCCUUCCCAAGCUGCCCCAGUCUCGAGUGUUCAAGAGCGGCGCGGUCGAGGCCUUGAACUUCGUCAGGGACACCGUGGAGGACCUGCUAACGAAACGUGCUAUCGUGUAUACGAUCGACAACUCCGUGGCCGGACGGAGUUUCGGUAGAAUGCCCAUGAUCAUGGACGAGGACGAGAUCACGCAGCUGCAGAGCAGGGCAGAGACGCAUGACGACUCGAGGCUGCUCAAGAAGAAAAAGUCGGUGAUCCUGCCUCUGCUGAUCCUCCUGAACCUGCUGAAGCUGAAGCUGCUGCUGCUGCCGAUCUUCCUCGGCGUGCACUUCAUCAAGAAGCUGUUGGUGCUGGGUUCCCUGGUGCUGCCGUCGGUGUUAUCGCACCUGAAGAUAUGCAAGGUGCCUCCUCACCCUCAGACGUACCCGUACCACAACUGGGCCACAGCGGCGGAGGCGCCGGUCGACUAUCCGACAGGAUACGGACAGGAGGAAGCGUGGGCGCACAGGAACGACUACCAGGGUUACCCCGCCGCCGUUUACAACCCCUAUCAUCGCAACCCCUACGGAUGAGGCUGAAACUUAAUUCUAUGGUCCGACGAGCCGUCUCGUUCGUCGUCGCGAUUUUAUUCGCGCGAGCGAACGGUUAAUCACGCUCAUUACCCCUUUCCUUUUUUGCGCUGACUUUCGAACGCAUUGCGCGCGUGCCGAUAGUCUCCUUCCGGCGGCUCACUAAUCCCCUUUCGUCGCUCCUAAGUGUCCUAAGCGGCUGACAAUUGCUCGCGCUUAGAAACCUCGUUUAACGCCGAUUAGCGUUUCCGUUUCGCUGGGAAACGUCCUCGCGGCGUUACUUUCGCGUCCCGCGGUACCGUUAGCCGCGGUGGGAUCAAGACCGACAAGGAAUGCUCUCGCUGGGAUGGGGUGGUUACGAUCGAUUCCAGAAGGUUGAAGGUUGGGUCGGGUAGGGGCGAAUUCGUUCGUUUAUUUAUUUCGUUUACUUAGUGUAGCUUGGAGCUGUAAGAGUCGUGGUUUCGAUCCCUUUACGAAGCGAAGCGAUUGAGUUCUGAACUCUUGAACUGAUUAAGAGAAGUAUUCAUUUGAGGGAAAACUGAAAUUUGUAAUUUCUCAAUUUGGAUUAGAAUUGACAUUUGUGCAGCUGAAUGUCUCUUUAGUGUUCUGAGAUUCCUAUGUAUGUUUCAAGGGUUUCUAAGUUUUUUCAAGAACUGACUGAUUAAGAGAAGUAUUUAUUUGAAGGAAAACUGAAAUUUGUGAUUUCUCAAUUUGAAUUAGAAUUGACAUUUGUGCAGCUGAAAGUCUCUUUAGUGUUCCAAGAUUCCUAUGUAUGGUGUUUCAAGGGUCCUUUUUUCAAGAACAUCAUUAAGGGGUUGAACCAACUUCGAAGUGUAUCCUAAUUUAGAGUAGAAUCUUAAUUUAUUCCAUCGUCGAGUGGUAGGUAGGUAUAUUUAUUUCAGCGAUAUGGAAUUCUGGGUUAGGUGUUUCUAUGGAACACGCCAUCUUUGAUCCCAUCGCCAACCGUUAUGCGACGGCGAGUCAGCGAUGCCAUGGGCCAGCGUCACGUGAGGCCCGCCGAUGGUGUUUCGAAGACUGCAUCGGUGCCCGUGGGAUUUUCGCGGAGCGAAUGAACUGGAUUCGCACGCGAGUCUUCGGUAGUUGUAAUGCCCACGGGCGUGUAAUAUUGAUCGCCGUGAAUCCGGUUGCCAUUCCCAGGGAAAUUUGCCGGGCAGGGGUGCCUUGCGUGAUGUCAAACACUUCCUGGAUCGUGAUGGCGUAAGUGCGUCGAGGUAUGCGGACUAUUUACGAACGCAGAUGUAUAUAAUGAUACUGGUAACGGAGUUCGUGAUAGUUGGGUGGAUUUUCAUGUAAUAAUGUAAGGAAUGCGACGCCAUCUUGGUUUUACUGGAACGACAGUGUGCGUGUGCGUGCGUUUAUUACGAUAAUGAAUAGAGGACAACUGGAACAGUCGAAGUUCUAGGAUUAGCUUCGAAGAAUGAUCCGGCACUCGAAGGAACUUUUCGAUGACCGAUAACCCUUUGCACUCGGGAGAUGACUCUC